AUGAACAACGGGGGCUUCUCACCACCUGCAGCAGAGAUGGCAGAGAUAAACCGGAUGCAGUAUGAGAUUGAAUACACAGAGGGUAUCAGUCAGAGAAUGCGGGUCCCUGAAAAGCUAAAGGUUGCUCCAAGUAACACUGAAUCAGAUCCCAAAGCAGAUGGUGACAUUUCUUUCCCUGGCGCUAUUAUGCAAGUACCAGAGAGAAUUGUUGUAGCAGGUCAAAGUGAAGAUGGAUCUUUCUCAAGGCCUGCAGAUCUGGACCUUAUUCAGACCACCCCAUUUGAGCCCUUGGCUCUGAAGACUCCACCACGGGUUCUGACCCUCAGUGAGAGGCCGCUAGACUUCCUGGACUUGGAAAGACCCACAGCAGUCACUCCACAGAAUGAAGAGGUACGUCACAUGGGACGUCAGAAGAGAGAGAGGUCAGUUAGUGAAAAACACCAUACGACACAAUGGGCAGUUGGUCAGAAAUGACUCAAUCCCGACUCCACCUGCCCCCACAGGCCGCCCGUGCCCUGCUCCCUCACCCCCUGCAGAUGGAGCAGAUCUUUUCUCUGCCCGUGGCAUUCUGUCGCUCAUCCAGACCUCCACCCGCAGGGCUUAUCAGCAGGUCCUUGAUGUGCUGGAUGACAACCGCAGGCCAGUCUUGCGUGGAGGGUCUUCUGCCUCUGUUCCUGCUCCCCAUCAUGAUAAUACCAGGUAUGCAGUUGCAUCAUUAGACUCUACUAUGGAUGGGACACCAGAUGACCUGACUUUAGUGGAUGCAGCUUCACUUAGAAGACAGAUUAUCAAGCUGAACAGACGGCUUCUUCUUUUGGAAGAGGAGAACAAAGAACGGGUUAGGAGAGAGAUGGUCAUGUACUCCAUCACAGUGGCCUUUUGGCUACUCAACAGUUGGUUCUGGUUUAGACGUUAA
Molecule: messenger RNA, 916 nt
Organism: Staurois parvus
Lineage: Eukaryota; Metazoa; Chordata; Amphibia; Anura; Ranidae
Source: the annotation of a GenBank genome assembly